GGAUAAAUUGAUCUGACUUGAGUCUUGGCCCUGACAUGUAGCUCGGCCGUUUGAUCCACGAAGGUAGCGCGACAAAGCAAUCCGAGAUAAACAUACACUCGAGUUUAUCGACAAGCCUGUCCCGCGGGAUCGUAUCAAAGAUAUCCAGCGAUCGGGAAGAAGAGAGAAACAAACGAGACGUAUAAGAGGGAACAUUCAACUGAAACGUAAAAUCCUCAUCCUAUGCGGCGAUCCAACUCGAUCCGGGAUAUACCGUGUAUUCCUGUCCAACGAGAUGAGAAAAAGAGAGACACCGAGCGAUCUAGCAACGACUACUGGAACGAACAGAGACGACGCUCGAGAUCGAAGAGGAGGAACGCUCGUGCGGUGGAGGAAACGACACGAAAGGGGGACAGGCAGGACGAAGAACAGGAGAGGAGAGAUGAGGCGCUCGUCGGAGCGGAAGCAGUGCCGACCGAGUCGAGCUCGCGUAGGAACGAGACGAAGAACGUGACAGCUGGCAUCGUUGAUGGUGUUGGUGACGGACGCACCAUGCGAUAUCGACGAUGGUAAGUGUGUGCAACGGUGAUGGUCGCCGCCGCGCGAUGGUGAUGGUGGUGGUCUACCGCGCAUAUAUCGUGUACGGAGCGCAGCUCCAACACUUGUUCCGCGUACGAAGGAGUGAGAAAAAGAAAGAGAGAGAGGCAGAAGGAGAAUGAACAAGAAAGGAAGAAAGAGAGAGAGACAAAUCUGCCCCCUCCUGCCGCGGGCGGCGCCACUCGAGGAGAUCCUUUCCUCUUUUCGCCUCUAGGCCAUUCUCGAGAGGCGCGCGCGCCAACGCGGUGUCGCUCGAUCGGGAUCCUCGCCGACCUUCGACCAAUACGCGGUCAUUUAAAAAGAGUGCAUACCGCGGCUUUUCAUCGAGCGACUUUUCCGGAAGUGACCUCGUGCCGUGAAUCCCGCGAACCGCCCCUCCUGCAACCGCCGAUAGGGUUAUCCACGUUAAUCAACGACGACGUCUUCUCUUCGCCUCCACGUGACACGGUGCACGUGGCUUAUGAUUGAUCGAUUGCGUCUUUGUCGCGAGAUGUCAAUAUUUCGAAACGCUAUCGAGCGAAAAGCGAUAAUUUUUGUUAACAGUGUCUCUUCGGAACGCGAUUAUAUAAGCGAGAAUGAUGAGAUUUCUGUGUAAUGCGCGAAUCAAGCGUUGACAGUGAAAAUUUUUGAUAUUCGAAUCGCGAUCGCUGAACAGGAGGCCGACUUCUUCAGAAAGAAGAUAUCAAAAUCAUGAACAACGUGAUUUAUUACGGAAGAUUGAAUAACAUCGGCCUUGUAAACUGAGAGAGGAUAUGUCUACGCAUCGUGCGCGUCGAUCGAUCGACGGUAUCUCGCUACUGUUCACCUUCUACGUCUCGAUUCCGCGAGUGAAAUCUGGCCGAGUCGAGCGGCCAAGCAUGCUGUCGAUUAUGAGAAUGGUAGCCGACACCGGUUCGCCACCAAGAAACUAGCCUGGCCACGUGACUUUCGGCGGUGGCCCGCAAUUUCUGCGUCGUUCGACAUACGCUAUUGGAUGUUGUUGAAUCUGGAUCCGAGCGAUCUCGAAAAAAAUCCCAAGAGAACUAGUAUCGCUUCAUCACCGUGAUUUUUCUAAACUAAAAUUCAUUAAUCAUCCUAAUCGAUAACGGAGAGGUAAAGUUCACAGUCUGCGAAACGAAUCGCGAAUGAAUGACGCGCGUCAAUCUACGUCCGACUACAAGGAAAAUCCACGCGUGAUAUGCCGUUUAAUUACGCAUCGACGUCCCCACCCGAGCGGUCGAAGCUACUUUAGUCGCGACCAAGUGCAAGAGGUAAAGGGAAAGAAAGAGAGAGAGAGAGAGGCAAAUAGGAAGGAUUCUAUCGUGCGUUGCGUAUCGCGCGCGGAGUCGGAGAGUUGAAUGCGCGCACAAGCGAGGCCGUCCCUCUCGUCUCGAUCGCCUCGAAACUCGAAGCGUCGAAAACUCGUUCGAAAGCUGACGCAUCACAUGAAUACGAGACACGGUCCGCAGGCGAUCGUGACGCAAGAAUCGGGGAGGCAUUGAACUGUCCCCCGCGAGUUUUAAAACGCGACGAAAUUUCACGAUAUCGCGAUGAAAAAUCUCACGAUGCCCGAGGUUUCCGAUCAAAAUUCCGCUAAAUAUUCUACGGACUAUUCCGCGAUGGUUAUUUCCCGCGCUAUGAUCGAUGUACGUUUGAUUGCCUGUAAAACGCGAUUCCAUCUUGUUCGUACAGCAUUACUGAGAUCUUAUUAAAGCGACCACAGUGCAUGAUUCCUUCGUCAUAUGAUCGAGAUAUCGAAGUUCCAUGUCAGACAGCGCGCUGACAGCUGUUCGCAAAUACCGCAGACGUUUUAAGCUCUCUUAAUUGAGUGGGAUAUAACGUGCACCGAGAAGCACAGUUUCCUCGAUGACUCUUCAGAAGUAGUGAAAGUUACAUCUGACAGCAAAUUUGCAUACAAUUAUAGCAGUGCCAUUGCAGCUCCUCGCUUUGAAUACUUUGAUGGAUGUCAUUUAGUAAUAUGUGAUAGUAUAUUAAAAUUUUAAAGAGAUCGUAUGAUUUUCAGAAGCGCAUUAAUUGUGUCUCUUAUUAACUUUAAAGCCAGUACUUGAGGAAACCACAUAUUCAUGCGCGCUUGAAAUUAGACGUAAUCAAAUGGUAAUGAUCGCAAUAAGCACGUUACUAGGAUUGGUAGCAAGUUUAACGCUUGGAUCGUACGUGAAAAUUAAUCGGACUUUAUCAAGGCAAAACCUCUCCAAUUUACGAGACAUUUCGCUACACACGUGCAAUUUUGCGGUUUAAUCUGUGCGACCGCUUGUUGAUAUUUCUCUUAAAUAAACGAAGUUUAUCCGGUUAAUGGACCAUCAUUAUACUGUCAUUAUACUAUCAAGAAAUAAUCAGAAGAUAUUACUGUCGACGAAGUAACUUAACAAAUGUAUACGUGGACAUUAGCGGCAGUCGUAAUUGGCCAAAGUUUUACGGUGAAAGCAAAUCCCCGGCGCAUUCCUCUCUCAUCAAACGAUCAUUAUCGAGUGAUAUUCGCAUCGGUCGUCGAGCAGAACGAUAAACGUACAGAGAUAUACCGAUCGAAUUGAAAUUUAAUCAUACACGAGUAUCUCUCCUACCUCUCAUUAUCGAGACACAUUGAAAUAAACUGACACAAGUUCGAUUUCUUGCAUCGCCAUGAUGAUGCAAUUUUAUUAAAGGGACCAGGAUUAAUUAGUUAACAUCUUUGGGGUUUUUCGAUAAUCGAGCUCGCGAGACUUUAACGGUGAAAGGCGGCUCUAUGCGCGUGCUUGGUCCAUACUUCCUUGGUCUCUGCUGGUGAUUAUCUCGUCGGAUUUGCACGAAUUCCGGCGAGCGAAAUAGCGGAUACUGAUGUCCACCAUGUCCGUCCUGGAGACCGGUGAGACUGACCGGACCAUGUCACCGCUGGACGAAGUCGUGUCCCCGACAAGUGUCAAAUCGGAACUGAUGAUCACCGACAUGUUGGACGAGCACGAGGUCGCGCUCGACGCGCAUCGUAAACGGAAAAGAGACACGGAUGGCGAGGAGCUGACGCCAAGAAAACUGCCGUCACUAACGAGGAACAACAAUGAGGUCGGAUUCGUCCUCGAGGAGAAUCCUGACGACGACGACAGAGACGACGACCGUCUGACUGGUCAUGGGGGCAUCUCCUCACUGGGCGGCGGGAAUUCGUCGCCCUAUUCCGGUGCCCAUCACCAUGGACAUCGGGGAAACGGAAAUGGGGGCGGCAUGCCCCACCACGGAGGCGCCUCUCUGCCGACCGCCUCCGACUUCCAACCCCCUUACUUUCCACCCCCGUUUCCCUCGCACCAUCACGCGCCCGCUAGCCCCCAGCAUCCUGGUCUUGGCCAACCGCAACACCUGGAUUACCUCGUCAGCGAUCCUUAUACGCAAACGCUCAACACGUUGCACCAGCACCACUACAAUCACCUGAGCGCUGCUGUCACCGCGGGCCAAAGGAGCGGCGAUCUCAGGAGAGACGCCGAGCUUCACGUGGCUGACCUUUGGCAUUCCCUCGGGGAGGAUGCCAUGGACGUUUGCUUUGAGGCAAAUAUGCUAAGCAGUGCGAUGCCUAAGAUGAUGCUAAAGAACAUGCACGCUUCGUCGUUCCCUUAUGACGGCGGACGUAGUAGCGGCGGAGCCGGUAGUGGCGGAGGUGGCGGCGGCGGUGGCGGAGGUGGUGGCGGAGGCGGCGGCGGUGGAGGAAGGGGUGUCGAGUACGGCGCCGUACGUCGUCCUGACGCCCUGCUACCGCCUCCGGGCCUCGACCAAACCGACCUCGUUCUGCACAGCAGCCUCGUUGACGACCCCCAGGUGAGCGACGAUAACACAAACGUGGACGAUGGAGGAUUCAUGAACGACCUACCAUUACUAAAAAAUAUGAAACCUUCGGACAGGAGCGAGAAGGCCAUGUUGUCCGGAAACGCGCAACCGUCGGAUGUGUUCUGUUCGGUCCCAGGACGAUUAUCGUUACUAAGCAGCACCAGCAAGUACAAAGUUACGGUAGCAGAGGUACAAAGACGGCUAUCGCCACCGGAAUGUUUGAACGCGAGUCUCCUCGGCGGCGUGUUACGAAGGGCGAAAUCCAAAAACGGCGGGCGUCUGCUUAGGGAAAAACUGGAAAAAAUUGGUUUGAAUCUGCCAGCCGGCAGAAGGAAGGCCGCCAAUGUCACGCUUUUAACAUCUUUAGUGGAAGGAGAAGCCAUUCACCUUGCCAGAGACUUCGGCUACGUUUGCGAAACCGAAUUCCCCGCGAAACAAGUCGCCGAGUAUCUCAGUCGACAGCAUUGUGAGCCGCAAGAUUCCUAUAGGAGAAAAGAACUUCUUCAUGCCACCAAACAAAUCACCAAAGAGCUGAUGGAUCUUCUGAACCAGGACAGAUCACCACUUUGCAAUACCCGACCACAACAUAUCCUCGAUCCCAGUAUACAGAGACAUCUUACUCAUUUUUCUCUUAUAUCACACGGAUUCGGAAGUCCUGCAAUUGUGGCUGCUUUAACAGCUAUACAGAAGUUCCUAAGCGAAUCUUUGAAUCAUCUGGAGAAGAUGUAUCCCGGGAAUGGCAGCGGCGUGACGAGCAGUCAACAAUCGAAUCUCGAUACGAAUAAGAGCAAGGAUGGCACGCUGAUGAACGACAUGAAGAAGUGACGCACGGAAGACCCGCCUACCUCGAACGUGGUCACGUCUAUCAGGCACUCUUGGCCGUACAAUUGAGCUUCCGUGCGUUCAUCAUUCUUACGGAAAGCUCGCAGUGGACCACUGCGUACUAGGAGCUCGCGUUCGCGACAUAUAUAUUCGCGUGGCCAUCGUACGCCGAGGUUGGCUGGUCUGGUAAGCUUCUGUAGGCAAUUCGACAUGCAGGCUACAUAUGUGCGAAAUGUGCAAUCAGGGAUACUAGUAAUGAGAGAAACAAAAAAAUAAGAAAAUUCUUAUUCGUAAAGGAAAAAAAGGUUUGAAAAGAAAAAAAAAAUUCAAGUUGAAAUAACUUCGUUCUUCGUGUUGCUGAUCGCCUUUGAUACAAUUCUUUUAUUCAUUUUAUAAUCUAUAUUGAAAAUAUUAAGAACGUUGUAGUUUUAUCUUAACAAAAUCUUUAAUAGCUCCUUUCAUUGACUAAAAUUCCGAUUAAAAUGCUAUUAAUGUCAUCUUAUAGAAAAGCAGAGAACAAAUUUUUAUAAGCAGAUGAAAAUAUGUAUCUGUGCUAAACAUGUGCCACAUGCUAAAACAAGAAAACUAGCUCCAUACGUCAUCCAAUGGAUAUUCUUUAUAUU
This is a messenger RNA of Camponotus floridanus (Florida carpenter ant), 5807 nucleotides long. It is a transcript of the gene TfAP-2, whose product is annotated as transcription factor AP-2-epsilon. The transcript has 10 exons. Gene Ontology annotation, cellular component: nucleus. The coding region runs from base 3391 to 5187 and encodes 598 amino acids. Gene Ontology annotation, molecular function: RNA polymerase II transcription regulatory region sequence-specific DNA binding; DNA-binding transcription factor activity, RNA polymerase II-specific. Gene Ontology annotation, biological process: regulation of cell population proliferation; regulation of transcription by RNA polymerase II; anatomical structure development. The record is from RefSeq and is a predicted model, not a curated record. NCBI's taxonomy places the organism in Eukaryota, Metazoa, Arthropoda, Insecta, Hymenoptera, Formicidae.